CGUUAUGUACAUGUUGUUGAUUGUUGAUCGACUCAUCAGCAACCAAUUUUCGCCGUUUCACUUUCCCGUGUGACGCAAGACGCGACAAUUUCCGCUCACGUCGAGUCAGUGGCCGUAGAUCCGGAGGAUUUGGACAGUUCAACCUUAGAAUAGAGUGGACCACGUAGGAGUGUUGCGAGCAUGGCCUUCAACUACCCGGUUGCCAAGAGGGACGAGAGCGUCGUGGACGAUUACCACGGCACCAAGAUCACCGACCCCUACCGUUGGCUCGAGAAUCCCGACUCGCCCGAGUGCAAGGAGUUUGUGGAGCAGCAGAACGCCAUCACCAAGCCGUACCUUGAAACCUUCGAAUCCAGGGAUAAAAUCAAGAGCCGUCUCACGCAGCUCUGGAACUUUCCAAAAUACUUGUGUUCCUCGCGCCAUGGCGACCGCUAUUACUUCUUUAAAAACUCCGGCCUCCAGAAUCAGAGCGUGCUGUACGUGCAGGACGAUUUACACGGCAACGCCGACGUGUUUUUCGACCCGAACGAGCUGUCCGAGGAUGGCACGGUGGCGCUGACGAAAACCGAGUUCUCAGAGGAUGGCAAAACCAUGUGCUACAGCCUCAGCAAAAGCGGCUCAGACUGGAUCUCCAUCCACUUUAGAGAUACCGAAACAGGGCGUGAUUAUCCGGAGGUGCUGGAAAAGGUCAAGUUUUCCCCAAUGACGUGGUCACAUGACAACAAAGGAAUUUUCUAUGCCAUGUAUCCGGAACAGCAGGGAAAAGCAGACGGCUCCGAGACGGAUUCGAACGAGCACCAAAAGCUGUAUUACCACAGGCUGAACACCCCGCAGUCGGAGGACGUUUUGGUCGUCGAGUUCCCUGACCAGCCGCGUUUCAGAAUAGGUGCCGAUGUGAGCCACUGCGGCAACUACCUGAUCGUCUUGCCGCAGAAGGAUUGCAAGGACAAUAUGGUGUACUUUGCUGAGAUCGGCUCCCUGCCUGAUGGACCUCAGGGACUGCUGCCUCUCACCCAAAUCGUGGACAAAUUGGAGUCUGACUAUGAGUACGUGACGAACGUGGGGUCCAAGUGCAUCUUCCGGACAAACAAGGACGCGCCCAACUACCGUUUGGUCAGCAUCGACCUGGAAAAUCCGAGCAUGGACCAGUGGAAGACUCUGGUGGCUGAGCACCCGAAGGACGUGCUCGACUGGGCCAUCCUCUCAAACGUAAACAAACUCGUCGUGUGCUACAUUCACGACGUCAAGAGCUUGCUGCAAAUCCGAGAUUUGGCCACCGGAAAUCUGAUCACGCAGCUGCCCCUGGACGUGGGCACGGUGACCGGCGUGUCGGGGCACAAGAAGCACCCGGAAUUAUUUUUCCAGUUCUCCUCUUUCCUCACGCCGGGAGUGAUUUACAUGUGUGACUUGUCAAAGUCGGUCAUUGAGCCUGUGCCGUACAGGGAAGUCGAAGUGAAGGACUUCAACCAGGCGCUCUACGAGACGGAGCAGGUGUUCUACACGAGCAAGGACGGCACCAAGGUGCCCAUGUUCAUCGUGCGCAAGAAGGACUUCAAGAAGGACGGCGAGAGUCCUUGCUUGCUGUAUGGAUACGGCGGCUUCAACGUCAGCAUGCAGCCCACCUUCAGCAUCAUGAGACUGGUCUUCAUGCAGCAUUUCAACGGAGUCCUCGCCAUUGCCAACAUCAGGGGCGGAGGAGAGUACGGCGAGUCGUGGCACAACGCUGGUCGUCUGUUCAACAAGCAGAACGGUCUGGACGACUUCCAGUCCGCGGCCGAGUACCUGAUCUCGGAGCGCUACACGAGCAGCGCCCGUCUGGCGAUUCAGGGCGGCUCAAACGGCGGCCUGCUGGUGGCCGCGUGCAUCAACCAGCGGCCGCAGCUCUUCGGCGCGGCCAUCGCGCAGGUCGGCGUGCUCGACAUGCUGCGCUUCCACAAGUUCACCAUCGGCUUCGCGUGGGUGUCCGACUACGGCAGCUCGGACGACCCCGAGCACUUCCGCAAUUUGCUGGCCAUCUCGCCGCUGCACAACAUCAAGGUGCCCGACCAAGACGCUCCGAGGAAUCAGCUCGAGCGGCCCGGCUCCAGGCAGUACCCGGCCACGCUGCUGCUCACCGCCGACCACGACGACCGCGUCGUGCCCCUCCACUCUCUCAAGUUCACCGCCCAGCUGCACCACACCCUGCGCAACCACCCUGCCCAGACGAAUCCGCUGCUCAUCAGGGUAGAGACCAAGGCUGGACAUGGUGGCGGCAAACCCACUGCCAAACAGAUUGAAGAACACACGGACAUUCUCUCGUUCAUCGGUCGGUCUCUGGACAUCAAGUGCGUCUUCUGAGUGACGAAAAGCUUAAAAUUAAUUACCCUUUCUUGUUAAUGAUGUAACAAAAAAACAUGCAAGGAAAAGGAAUCGAGUGCAAUUAAAACUGCUAUGCUAAUUUA
Cloeon dipterum is the source of this 2441-nucleotide messenger RNA. Its product is annotated as prolyl endopeptidase-like. Gene Ontology annotation, cellular component: cytosol. Gene Ontology annotation, biological process: proteolysis. Lineage: Eukaryota; Metazoa; Arthropoda; Insecta; Ephemeroptera; Baetidae. The record is from RefSeq and is a predicted model, not a curated record. Bases 181 to 2337 code for a protein of 718 amino acids. The transcript is spliced from 12 exons. Gene Ontology annotation, molecular function: oligopeptidase activity; serine-type endopeptidase activity.